UGAUGUAGGAGGAGCUGCAACACAAUGGCUGACUUUAAAUAAAACCAAUACUCAGAAAACUGCUUAAUCCGAUCAAUCCCAGGUGUAGUAGAUUUGGCCACUGUGUAUGGGAGAAUUAUGGGUAGUCCCUGGAAAGGUUUUGUCGAGUUUACCUUGCCGGCGUCGCCACCUGCAGCGUUCGUUAGCGCUGACCUGCACAGCACCUCGCCCGUCGGGCUCAGCCUGUCACCCUACGGCCGAUCUAUGAGUUUUGACCCCAGUCUGCUGCAUAAUAAUGGCCAUGGUGGCUUUGCCAAUGGAACGAGCCUGGGAGUUCGUGAGACGGGAGUGGUUGAAAAACUGCUAGCAUCAUACGGUUUCAUUCAGUGCUCUGAGAGACAGGCCCGCCUCUUCUUCCACUGCUCUCAGUACAACGGCAACCUGCAGGAGCUGAAGAUCGGAGACGAUGUGGAGUUUGAGGUGUCGUCUGAUAGACGCACUGGCAAACCAAUUGCGGUGAAGCUGGUAAAAAUCAAGGCAGAAAUGUUGCCAGAAGAGCGAAUUUCUGGGCAGGUGGGGCCUGACUUGCACGCCUCUCCUUUAACUGUGCUGCAUGGUUUUAUUCAUCCAGUAGUGUCAGCUAUCCCCUCUCACUUGGACGGGAAGUCCGCACCCGGCCAAGUGCCCACAGGCAGUGUGUGUUAUGAGAGGAACGGGGAAGUGUUUUAUUUGACCUACACCCCUGAGGAUAUCGAAGGAAACGUUAAUUUAGAUACUGGAGAUAAAGUCUGUUUUUACACGGAGACCAACAAGCAUACUGGUGCUGUUAGUGCUCACAACAUUGUAUUGGUAAAGAAGAAACAGUCAAGAUGUCAGGGAGUUGUUUGUGCUACCAAGGAGGCCUUUGGAUUCAUUGAACGAGGAGAUGUUGUGAAGGAGAUUUUCUUCCACUACAGUGAGUUUAAAGGAGAUCUGGAGGCUCUACAAGCUGGAGACGAUGUGGAAUUCACCAUUAAAGAAAGAAAUGGCAAGGAAGUGGCCACAGAUGUGAGACUGUUACUUCAGGGCACUGUUAUAUUUGAGGACAUCAGUAUUGAGACUUUCGAGGGAACUGUCGCCAAGGUUAUUCCCAAGGUCCCCACCAAGAAUCAGAACGACCCACUGCCUGGGCGAAUCAGUGCCAGAAUUAAUUUCACUGACAAAGAGCUGCUAUUCGGGGAGAAGGACACCAAGUCCAAAGUGACGCUGCUUGAGGGCGACCAUGUCCAGUUCAAUAUAUCCACCGACCGUCGGGACAAACUGGAGAGAGCGACAAAUAUCGACAUCCUCCCUGACACCUUCCAUUUCACAAAGGAGACCCGUGAAAUGGGUGUAAUAGCUGCCAUGCGUGAUGGUUUUGGCUUCAUCAAAUGUGUGGACCGUGAUGCCCGAAUGUUCUUUCAUUUCAGCGAGGUUCUGGAAGAGAGCCAACUGCACAUUUCUGAUGAAGUGGAAUUCACUGUUGUCCCUGACAUGCUGUCAGCCCAAAGGAACCAUGCAGUGCGGAUCAAAAAGCUGCCCAAGGGCACAGUGUCGUUCCACACUCAAUCUGAGCUGUGUUUUGUGGGGGUGGUGGAGAAAGAAGCUGUGCCUGCUACCACCAACAAGAACUCCAGCCCAAGCAAGGGCAAAGAGAAGGAUGCAGAGGAAGGCGAGAUUGCAUAUGAAGACAGUGGAGUGAAGAGCACUCUUCCCUACUAUAUUAAAGACCUGGAGGGAGGCGCUUACCCACAGCUUGGAGACAAGGUGGAGUUCUCCAUCAGUGAGGUGAAACGCACCGGACAGCAAAGCGCUGUGUCCCUCAGGAUCCUUAAUCGUGCUGUUGGCACCAAGAGGCUUCUGGGAUACAUAGCAACGCUGAAGGAUAACUUUGGCUUCAUAGAAACGGCCAAUCAUGAUCAGGAGAUUUUCUUCCACUACAGUGAGGUAUGUGGGGAUGUGGAUAACAUGGACCUGGGGGAUACAGUGGAGUACACUCUCUCCAAGGGCAAAGGAAACAAAAUCAGCGCUGAGAAGGUCACCAAAGUUGCAGCUGUGAAUGGAGUAGGAGAGGAUGUGAGUAAUACCAUGUUCCUGGGGAAAGUUGUUCGGCCCUUGCGCAGUGUGGACCCCUCUCAGACUGAUUAUCAAGGCCUUAUUGAGAUCACAGAGGAAGGAGCCAGUAAGGGUCAGAGUUAUCCGUUCGGCAUCGUUGGUAUGGCCAAUAAAGGUGACUGUCUGCAAAAGGGUGAGAUGGUGAAGUUUCAGUUGUGUACAGUGGCCCAGACAGGACAAAAGAUGGCCUGCAACAUUGUGCCUCAGCGUAGAGCCCUGGUGGAGUGCGUUAAAGAUCAGUUUGGUUUCAUCACAUACGAAGUUGGAGAGAGCAAGAAGCUGUUUUUCCAUGUCAAGGAGGUUCAGGAUGGUCUGGAGCUCCAGGCCGGUGAUGAAGUGGAGUUUUCAGUUAUCCUGAACCAACGCACAGGCAAAUGCAGUGCCUGCAAUGUUCGCAGAGUCAGUGAGGGUCCAAAACCAGUAGCAACACCUCGUCCUGACCGACUGGUCAAUCGCUUGAAGAGCAUCACUCUUGAUGACACCAACGCCCCCCGUCUUGUCAUUAUAAGACAGCCUCGUGGCCCAGACAAUUCAAAGGGCUUCAAUGUAGAGAGGAAAUCCCGCCAACCUGGUGUUACUGACUGAGUACUGUUCACCCCGGUCUUCUUCCUCCUCCUCGCUAUGGAAGAAACACCUUGAACAAAAGCAAUCAGACAGAGGGCAGAGGAAGGGAUUUGUGUGUGUCUGUCUCUUUCGCUCUCAUUUUAUCUCUCACCCAUAAACACAAUUCACAGAGUAACAAACAAAUCAAGACUUGAAAAUUAGCACACACAAUUCCCUUCGUGUCAGGAUCCCUUGCAAAAAAAAUUUCUCAUCUCAUUGUCUUCAUUGUAUGUGUGACAUUUUUGUGUGGUUGUAAUUUGAGCAAAACCCCUCGUGUUGUAUGAGCGUGUGCGUGUGGUAUGCAUCACGUUUGGAAAAAGUAAACUUGCAAGGUUAUGCAGAGGAGAUGAGGGGAAAGGGUUUUGUAGUUCUCACAUCUUUAGAUUGAGAUGUGGGCACUGUUUGACCUGUUUUUCGUUUCUGCUGAAAUUGAAAUGCCAGGAAUUCUGCACCUGCUGCUGUUUGAGUGAGUUCUUGUUUUAGAGUAGCUUUGCCUGUCUGUAUUUUGACUUCCUUUAUAUAUACUUUAUUCUUCCUGUAUCACUUGAAUUAUUCCCAUGUUGAGUUUUUCACCCAGGUGAAGUCGAGCUAUUGCUAGGCUCUUUCUGCUGAGAAAAAUAAUGACUUUGAGGUUCUUUUCACUCACAUUUUCCAUACCAAUUCCUUUGGUUUUAACAUGGAUCUGAAAACGUAAUAAAAUUUCUCUGCGCUCAGAACCUGCUUGUGUAUGGUUUUUGAUGUAUAAAUUACUAUUUUUGAUCAUUUUCA
Molecule: messenger RNA, 3483 nt
Organism: Sinocyclocheilus rhinocerous
Lineage: Eukaryota; Metazoa; Chordata; Actinopteri; Cypriniformes; Cyprinidae
Product: cold shock domain-containing protein E1-like
Exons: 19
Coding region: 118-2697 (859 amino acids)
Molecular function (GO): nucleic acid binding
Source: RefSeq, a predicted model, not a curated record